AUGGACCUGGAAUCCAACUCCCAACCCCUUAAACCGCACUUGGUCGAUCAAAGUGUGCAAGAUGCUCACGAUCUCGCGGCGAUGGGCCAUGACCAGGCCCUGACACGCAAGUUCGAUUUGUGGAGCAUGUUAGCCUUGGCAUUUUGCGUCCUCGGAACGUAUUCAACUUUUGCUCAGGAUCUCAGCAGCGGGUUGACCAACGGUGGCGCUGUGACGAUUCUCUGGGGUCUGGUGUUGGUCACCGCAUGUAACCUCUGUGUCGCCGUAUCUCUUGGCGAGCUCGCCAGUAGCAUGCCGACCGCGCUGGGUCAGGCUUACUGGGUCUUCCGACUAUGGGAAACCCCCUUGGGUCGCUUUGCUUCGUACAUGUGCGCGUGGAUCAACACCUUCGGCUGGUGGACGUUGACCGCAUCACAAGUCGCCUUCAUGACCGAGUUUCUUCUUGGCAUGAAGGUCAUGUUCGAGCCGACGUGGGAGGGAGCCGGGACCGGGUGGCUGGAAUUUGUCGUCUACAUCGGCUGUGUGCUGCUCUUGACCGUGAUCAAUGUGGUGGGGUGCCGCAGGGAGAAAAUCCUCCCCUGGAUCAAUAAUUUCGUCGGCGUGUGGUUCACCGCAUUGUUCGUCAUCCUGUCCCUGGCGUUGCUGAUCUCGGUCGGAGUGAAGAAAGACCUCUCUUUCCAACCAGCGUCCUUCGUGUUCGGCAAAUGGAUGAACCAGACUGGUUGGAGCGACGGUGUCGUGUGGUUUACUGGACUUGUCCAGGCCGCCUACGGUCUGACAGCUUUCGACGCGGUCAUUCACAUGGUGGAGGAAAUCCCGGCCCCCCGAAAGAAUGCCCCUAAAGUGAUCUGGCUGGCUGUGCUACUUGGCGCUGUCACCGGUUUUAUCUUCAUGGUCGUCUGUCUCUUCUGUAUCCAGGAUGUGGAUAAGGUGGUCGACUCACCCAGCGGACUCCCUUUCAUUGAAUUGAUGCUCGAGACGAUCGGAUUAAAAGGCGGCGCGACAUUGAUCGCAUUAUUUAUCUUCAACGGCCUGGGACAAGGCAUCAGUAUCCUAACCACCGCGUCUCGGCUAACGUGGGGAUUCGCACGCGACGGCGGUUUACCCUGGAGCGGAUACCUCAGCCACGUCGACCCCGUGUGGAAAGUGCCCGCGCGCUCCCUCUGGUUCCAGGGCGUUCUGAUCGCUUUAGUUGGGAUUCUCUAUCUGUUUGCCAAUACCGUGCUGGAGGCCAUCCUCAGUGUGAGCACAAUCGCCCUCACCAUCUCCUAUGGUUUGCCCAUCGGCGCCCUGCUCGUCGUCGGACGGGAUAAACUGCCACCGGGCCAAUUCAAUCUCGGGCGAUGGGGCAAGCCUCUGAACUGGAUCAGCGUCAUCUACUGUGCCAUUACCACGGUAUUCUUCUUCUUCCCUGGGUCCCCGAAUCCACCGGCGGGUGAUAUGAACUACGCCAUUGCCGUCUUUGGAGUGAUGCUGGUGGUGGCUAUCGGCUUUUGGUUCGUUCAGGGAAGUCGCACGUAUCUCAAAACAGAGGACGCCAUUGCGCAGAUGAUCGUGGCGCAACGUUUGGAGAAUGAGGGGACGGUUGAGCCGGAUUCAAAGAAGAAAUAG
This is a messenger RNA of Aspergillus bombycis, 1611 nucleotides long. RefSeq names its product putative amino acid permease family protein. Bases 1 to 1611 code for a protein of 536 amino acids. Gene Ontology annotation, molecular function: transmembrane transporter activity. Gene Ontology annotation, cellular component: membrane. The transcript has 2 exons. Gene Ontology annotation, biological process: amino acid transport; transmembrane transport. Lineage: Eukaryota; Fungi; Ascomycota; Eurotiomycetes; Eurotiales; Aspergillaceae. The record is from RefSeq and is a predicted model, not a curated record.